AAAAAAAUAAAGGGAAUAUAUAACUCUGGAUUUUACAACAUUUUUUGUAAAAGUACUCAGAGGCUGAUUAAUGUCCAGGCUUUUGUAUCAGCUGCUAAAUUCUAUUCAAUGCCAAAUCUUGGAGUAUGCAUCUCAUUAGAACAGAUACUUGAAGCAAUGGACAGAAAAAAGAAAUCAAAGGUAGAAAUGAAUACAGAUAAUUUUAUGAAUGAUAAGAAAUCACAUGAAGUAAAACUGAUGUCAGAUUUAGUAGAUGGCAUUGCAAAAUAUUAUGGCUUAAACCAGGUAAUUGACCUGGGUUCUGGAAAAGGUUACCUGAGCUCUUUCUUGUCAUUGCAAUAUAAUCUAAAGGUUUAUGGAAUUGAUUCUUCAAACACAAACACCCAUGGAGCUAAUGAAAGAAACAGGAAAUUAAAAAAACACUGGACAGCCUAUCAAAGACGUGCAGAAGCAAAUGUCAGAGAUCAGACAUUGAAAGAAGCAAAGAAAAGUGCAAAACAAGAUAAGGAGAAAUGUAAUGCAAACGCCAGUGAGACGUGGUUAAGAACUAAUAACAGUCUUCAGAGCCAUGUCCAAGUGGCUGUUUCAGAUGCCUUUGGUAUUGAAUCAGCUGAAAUUAGCCCAGAUCCUAAUAUAGGCAUUACUAAAAAUCAGUAUGCACUCAAUCCUGAGGUUCAGGUACAAUUCAUUGAAAACAAUAUAACAGAAAAUGUAUUUCUAGAUAUUCUGCCUACUGAUGCCGUAGAAGUGGAUUGUUCAUCCAAAAGUAAUUGCAGAGAACUCUGUGAAGAAGAGAAAGAACAAAGGAAGGUGGCUUCUUUGAAAGCCAAAGCCAGUCGGUCAAAAGAGGCCAACAUUUAUUCUCCGUUGACAUCAUUCAUAACUGCAGAAACAGAGCUACAUGAUAUUGUUGGCGAUCUGGAGGACUGUGUAAUUGUGGGUCUGCAUACCUGUGGUGAUCUUGCUCCAAGCACGUUAAGACUAUUUAAUGCUGUACCUGAAAUCAAGGCAGUUUGCAGUGUGGGUUGUUGCUACCAUUUGCUUUCAGAGGUACAUGAAAUUCAUGAAGAAGGGACUCAGAGAAUAUGGGGUUUCCCUUUGGGCCGCUAUUUGAAAGAAGAGGGAUGGUUCUGUGGUCGUAAUGCUAGAAUGGCUGCCUGUUUGGCUCUGGAAAGAGUUGCAGUCGGUCAGAUGCUACCCACAGAAUCUUUGUUUUAUCGGGCUGUGUUGCAGGUUAUUGUAGAAGAAUGUUAUGGCAUCAAGAGAAGUGAUCGUAAUAUUGGAAAAGUAUAUUCUAAAUCAUCUUCAUUUUUGGAUUAUGUUAGAAUUUCCUUGAAAAAGCUUGAACUAGAUGAAUCAAAGAUUUCAGACAGCCUCGUAUUGGAAUACUUCGAAAAAUACAAGCACAGAAUGAAUGAACUGGAAGCUUUUAAUAUGCUGAAAGUUGUUCUAGGACCUUGCAUAGAGGUGUUGAUACUUCUAGAUCGUCUCUGCUAUCUCAAAGAACAGGAAAACAUUGCCUGGUCUGGACUUGUAAAGUUAUUUGAUCCCAUAAAAUCCCCCAGAUGCUAUGCAGUUGUGGCUUUGAAGAAAUAAGACUUUUCAAAUACAGGAUAAAGUAAAACUUG
This is a messenger RNA of Notechis scutatus (mainland tiger snake), 1628 nucleotides long. Lineage: Eukaryota; Metazoa; Chordata; Lepidosauria; Squamata; Elapidae. The record is from RefSeq and is a predicted model, not a curated record.